Messenger RNA from Penicillium bovifimosum, 1563 nucleotides. RefSeq names its product DHHC family palmitoyltransferase. Gene Ontology annotation, biological process: peptidyl-L-cysteine S-palmitoylation; protein targeting to membrane. The record is from RefSeq and is a predicted model, not a curated record. Gene Ontology annotation, molecular function: protein-cysteine S-palmitoyltransferase activity. Bases 1 to 1563 code for a protein of 520 amino acids. The transcript has 2 exons. NCBI's taxonomy places the organism in Eukaryota, Fungi, Ascomycota, Eurotiomycetes, Eurotiales, Aspergillaceae. Gene Ontology annotation, cellular component: endoplasmic reticulum; Golgi apparatus.
AUGGCCACCUUGGCCUCGUCACCCCCGACCUCGCCCUCAUGGCCCAAACGACGCCCACGAGCUUGGGCUCUCCGCUGCGAACGAUACUGCUGCGCAGCAGCAACCUGCUUUCCACUCGCCUUCGUCUACGGCAUCACUACAUGGGCAGUAUAUGUCGCUGUCAGCAUAGGCAUCAAGCCUUCACGGAGUGACUGGAUUGGUAUCCCUAGCACCAUUCUCGCAUUCAGCCUUUACGUUCUCCUCAACUAUUCGUAUAGUGUCGCCGUCUUCACCGAUCCAGGGUCGCCGCUAUCUACCCGCCGCGGCGCCGGUCAAGAAUACAGCGCCCUCCCUCUCUCCGAGUACCCGGAGUUCACCUCAUACACUGUUACCUCGACUGGCGAAUCCCGGUACUGCAAGAAAUGCCAGUGUCCGAAGCCGGACCGCGCGCACCACUGCUCGACGUGCAAACGAUGCGUCCUCAAGAUGGACCACCACUGUCCCUGGCUGGCAACGUGUGUCGGAUUGCAUAAUUACAAGGCUUUUUUGCUAUUUUUGAUCUAUACCUCGAUCUUCUGCUGGGUUGUCUUUGGUAUUGCAGCCAUCUGGGUCUGGACCGAGAUCCUGAACGACACUCAGUACAUGGACACCAUCCUCCCGGUGAACGUGGUUCUGCUGGCCAUCUUGGGCGGUAUAAUUGGACUGGUACUGAGCGGCUUCACAGCCUGGCAUAUCAGCUUGGCUGUGCGCGGGACUACUACCAUUGAAUGUUUGGAGAAGACCCGAUAUGUGUCUCCAUUGCGCAAAGCGCUUGACAGACGCCGGAACGAACAGGCGCCGAACUCUAAUUACUGGGGCGAGCCGGGCGAGGAGAGCUUGACCAACCGAUUACAAGGAUAUGGAAACCAGAUUAUUGAUGCCCAUGCCAAUGCCAUCCCAGGAGUUACGCGACCCGAAGAGGGCGAAGAGCGCACUUACCCCACGCCCCGCCCAUCAGGACCCCCCGAUGGUUCCAGCAACGGGCUGACGCCAGCACAGCAAGCGUUGACCCGGUCAUAUGCCGAAAUGGAGCGCCAGCGCGAGCACGAGCGGUACCAGGAAUACCAGAACGACGAAGACAACGAAAAGAUGCCCAGUGCCUUUGACCUCGGCUGGCGGCGCAACCUACUUCAUCUCUUUGGCGACCGACCGCUCUUCUGGGCUUUUCCCAUUUGCAAUACUACCGGUGACGGCUGGCACUGGGAGCCAAGUGCUCGGUUCCUAGAAGCCCGUGAGCGCAUGCGCCAAAGUCGAGAACAGCAGUCCAAUGAGGAACAGCAGUAUUAUCGCGAGCUGUAUCAGCGCAAUUUGGAUAACAGCAGUAGUUGGACGGAGGGUGCUGCUCAACCGCUUCGUGUACCAUAUCGCGGGGGCUCGCCGGAUAGGCCUCCUACUUCUGUAUCGAUGCAGACUCUUGCGCCGCGUUCGCCGCGACCGAGGCCUGGGGAUAGUGAUUAUGGGGAUGAUGUUGAAGGGAAUGGGCUGUUGGAUGCUCGUCCACAGCCUAUACGACAUGAUACUGAUGAGUGGAGGGAUUGGGAUUGA